UUCAUUAAUGGUACAAUGUAGUUCAGUGCAGAGUUAUGUUCAACAUUAAGAGCACUAUUGUAUUCCAGUGUUGUCCUUGUUGCUGUGCAAUAUUUUCUUCAUAAACAGACAGGAGACUAUACAGCGACUUUCAGCCUGCUGAAUUCCACGACAUAACUACGAUUACUCAGAGUGACAUAUCUUUGAAACUACACAACUUCUGCCACAACAAAUCCUCACCGGCCUUCAGCGCGUGCUAACUAUGCAACAGUUGCUAUUUAUAAUUCACAGAAGGAGUUCUGCAAACUGAACAACUGACCGCAAGUGUAAGAUGUUUUCAGCUGGCACUUUCGGUCGGGUAUGCAAAACAGCGAUUUGUACAGUAUGGAGAUCCAACACCCGGAGCGCUAGUCAGAGGCUGGAUAUUAGCGGGAUUUAUCCACCCAUUGUCACACCGUUUACACACGGAGAAGAUGUCGAUUAUCAAAAACUGGAGGAAAACCUACAGAAGUAUAGCAAGAUACCCUUCAGAGGUCUGGUGGUGCAGGGGUCAAAUGGGGAGUACCCAUACCUGAGCUCAGAGGAGCGUGUGGAGGUGGUGAAACGCGUCAGACAGGCUCUGCCCACAAACAUGCUGCUGAUGGCAGGAUCUGGCUGCGAGUCCACCAGAGCUACAGUGCAGAUGACUGAGGCUAUGGCAAAAGCGGGCGCGGACGCUGUUUUGGUGGUCACGCCCUGUUUUUACCGCGGUAGGAUGGACAGCAGAGCACUGAUCCAGCAUUACACCCAGUUGGCAGACUCCAGUCCUGUACCAGUGGUUCUGUAUAGUGUCCCAGCCAACACGGGUUUGGACCUCCCAGUGGACGCAGUGGUCCGCCUGUCCCAGCACCCGAAUAUAGUGGGUCUGAAAGACAGUGGUGGAGAUAUCACUAGAAUAGGUCUGAUUGUUCACAAAACCAGAUCACAGGAUUUCCAGGUUCUUGCUGGAUCUGCUGGUUUUCUCUUGGCUGCAUAUUCAGUGGGGGCAGUAGGGGGUGUGUGUGCCCUGGCGAACGUGCUGGGUCAGCAGGUGUGUGAGCUGGAGAGACUGUGUGUGUCAGGACGUUGGGAUGAAGCAAGAGAGCUACAGCAUCGCCUCAUAGAGCCAAACACAGCGGUGACAAGGAAGUUUGGGGUGCCCGCCUUGAAGGCUGCGAUGGAGUGGUUUGGUUACCAUGGAGGUGUGUGUCGCUCUCCCCUGCAGCCUCUCUCUGAGGCAGAGUCACAGCAAGUGCGUCAAGACUUCACGUCCAAUGGCUGGCUAUGAAGACGACGAGGGGCGUGGCUUAUAAUGAUUCCAAAACACACACAUACAUACAUAAUGAACAUAGUAGCCAUGUAUAAACUGCUAAUAGGGUAUCAUGGCAUAUUUUUUUUUAAAUCACAGAUAACAGAAGUGUUAUGUAUAAUUUGACAGUUUCUAUCAGUUUUUGAGCAAUGCAGUUUUCACAUGAUGUUGUUUAGUUGAACAUCUAGUCAGACAAGUAGAGUAAAGGGAAAUAUGGAGGCAGGAUUUCAUUCUUAACAACAUCCGCUUUUUUAGUUUAGCACGCUAAAGCAAGUGGGUGUAAUUGUUUUCUUCUGGAUAUUGUUACAAUAAAAAUCUGCGCGGAUUUGUUUUGGAUGCGGUACACGCCGCCUUGAAUAUGAAAUGAUGUGAACUAUUUUUUUUUCCCUUAAAAAGGACUGGAAUGACUAAAAUUUUCAUGUCUUCGCCUAUCCGUUUUACAUGCCCUACUAUUCCCCGCACUCUGUUUUGCCAUCCCCGUCGUGGCAUGACCACUGCGCCACUCUGGGAAGGUCGAGCACCUGUGCAUGCGUAAUUCACUGACACAUGCCAUCUCAGCCACUGUGUCUUUCUGCCUGUCAGAGUCCAGGCAGUCUCCAUAGGAACGUAGAGGGUGUGGAGGACCUUGCUAUUUCUCUGGAUUCACCUGCUGCAGUACAGACGCCCCACUGAGGCUCAGCUCAGACUCGCUGAAGUGCAGCGACACGGAGCGUACCCCGUCUGGCUGACCCGCCCACAGCGUGGCCCGUUACGCUUUUAGCCACGCCCAAGCUGGCCGGUACUAACAGUGAGGUUCAAACACGGGACCUCAGCGUUGGUGUGCACCGUUACCUAAGCAGCAGAUGUUUCCUUAUCUUGACUUGCUCUUUUAAUAUUUGAAGCCAUGUGUUGUUUGUUUAGCGGUGAAUUGCUCGGUUGGCCACAGGGGGGCGCUGUAACCCACUGAAAACCCCAGGUUUGAGUGGUAUCCUCCCAGGGGGGGGUAGAUCCUAUGAUCUCUAUUAGAGAAGACUGAAAACCCUGGCAUGUGAUUCCACUGGACACAACUGUGGAUGGAGGGAAUUCUGCGAAACUAGAAGAUGUGAUGGAGUAAGCACCGAGUUAGAAUGCCGCUAAAACGAAGGCAAAGAGAAAAAGACAAACAAGAGACCUGUCACUCUCUGUCUUUUCUUCUGUCUCUCUCUUGUCACUCGCAUCCUGCGCCAUUCUACCCACCUCCCUCUUUGUCUGUUCCUAGAUCUUCUUCUAUCACUUCUUAAGCCCUAAUCUAAAAAUCUUCCUGUUAGCUCUCUCU
This is a messenger RNA of Chanos chanos (milkfish), 2600 nucleotides long. It is a transcript of the gene hoga1, whose product is annotated as 4-hydroxy-2-oxoglutarate aldolase 1. The transcript has 8 exons. The coding region runs from base 311 to 1285 and encodes 324 amino acids. Gene Ontology annotation, molecular function: (R,S)-4-hydroxy-2-oxoglutarate aldolase activity; 4-hydroxy-tetrahydrodipicolinate synthase activity. Lineage: Eukaryota; Metazoa; Chordata; Actinopteri; Gonorynchiformes; Chanidae. Gene Ontology annotation, biological process: glyoxylate catabolic process. Gene Ontology annotation, cellular component: mitochondrion. The record is from RefSeq and is a predicted model, not a curated record.